This is a messenger RNA of Nymphaea colorata (pocket water lily), 984 nucleotides long. RefSeq lists its product as uncharacterized. The transcript is spliced from 3 exons. Gene Ontology annotation, cellular component: nucleus; cytoplasm. Bases 1 to 984 code for a protein of 327 amino acids. The record is from RefSeq and is a predicted model, not a curated record. NCBI's taxonomy places the organism in Eukaryota, Viridiplantae, Streptophyta, Magnoliopsida, Nymphaeales, Nymphaeaceae. Gene Ontology annotation, molecular function: ATP binding; protein serine/threonine kinase activity. Gene Ontology annotation, biological process: protein phosphorylation; mitotic DNA damage checkpoint signaling.
AUGCAGAAACGGCAACCGCUCAGCCACAGCAAGUACACCGAGGAGGAAACCAUCAACAUCCACGAAAAGAAUAGGGAUGAGUGCAGCUUCAACGUACGCAACUACCUCACUGCCGACGAGUACAGCAAAUUCGGAGAACGCUUCCCCGAGAAUUUCAAGAGGAUUGGACUACUGGGCCGAGGAGGUUUCAGCGUGGAGAUCUGGUUCGGCUCCUACUUCUUCGAGAAGGGCGGCGAGGCCAGAGAGGAAUUCGAAAACCACAUCGGCAUUAACAACAUCUGCAGGCUGUACUCGCACGAGAUCCGGACGGUCGACUCGUGGCUCUACUACGAGAUCGUGUACAAGGAGCUGAUCCACCGGAUGGUGGAGAACCAGAACGAGCUGAAGAUCCUGAUGAUGGAGGUGUGCAAGGCGCUCUUCCUGAUCAACAGCCACAACAUCGUCCACUCCGACCUCAAGACCGAAAACAUCCUCCUCCGCACCAAGCGGGAAGACGAUACGCGCGACGUCAGCUUCAUCAGAGGGGUCAAAUUGAUCGACUUCGGCAGCAGCUUCCUCUUCACCAACUUGAAACAGUUCUCCAUGGCCACUCCAGAGUACAUGCCUCCUGAAAUUUUGAACUACAUCCUCUUCCAGAACAAGCUGGACUACGACGAACAGAUGCUCAAGAAGAUGGAGAAGUACAAGAACCCCUGGAUCAUCGAUAUCUGGAGUCUCGGCUGCAUCAUCCUGGAGAUCGUCACUGGGGUGCCGCUGUGGAUGAGCAUAGAGACCAAGAUCGACGAUAAACAGAUGCCAAGAGUGACAGGACUAUUCGCAGUAAAGAAUAGAGUCUUCUCCAAGAUCAUCCAGAAGCAGAUAGAAGUAGUCAACAACCUCGACUACCACCUCGACCACCAUGUACAGCGCAUGCCAUUUAGAACUACUCGGGAAUCCGCGUCAAGGAGGACAUUCGGAGAGUGCUCAAGAGGAUGCUGGACCUGA